AUGUUUCCUGAGUCUGUGUUCCCCGACGAGUACAAUCUGGAAGUCUAUAAGAGAAGACUGAACAGAUGUCUUCUAGGCGCGCGCUCCAUUUUAGGCCACAUAACGAUCGCAACAACUACAACUCGAGCUAGCCGGGUUCACUUGGCUAAAUACAAUAUUAAAAUAUGGAGAGGAAAAUGUUUUUGGGAGGGUCGGCUAGCACCUAUCACGAGAUCUAUUAUGAUGUUGUCUUGGAAUUUACGCUGGCAGGCUUUAGUCUUAUUUGUUAUUAUCUACAAAUACAUUAUUCAUUUCCUUGUGGCCUAUUAUUUGGAUGAUAAUUGGGAGUUCUUAGACUUUUUCGUAAUGGCUGGUGAAGUGAUAUUCAUGAUUGAUGUUUUCCUUCACUGUCUGCAUUCUUUUUGGCCAAUAUUGCGACUUCAUAUACGAGUAUAUCGAGUCAAUUUCGCGUUAUUAACUUACGAUCUGAUAACUCUUAUGCCACUGACUAUUAUAUUCAAAUAUAAAAAAGAACAUAAGGCCGUGGUGUUAUUUGGCCGGUGGCUCGAAAUAUGCCGUAUAUAUAGGCUCUUCGUGUUUUUCCAGAGUUUAAAUGACGCUUUGGGUAGCUGUAGGAAAAAGCUAUAUCUAUUGGAGCAUAUCCUUAUAGUAGUAUUGGUUUUGCACGGUGGUAGCUGCCUGUGGUACUACCUUCACCGACCAUCUCUUGCAGCCUUGAAGUGGGAGCACCUCGGGUAUACGUCCCGGGUUAAUUUACAGAAAAUGCAUUUUCACAACUAUCUCAAUUGCUGGUAUUACUGCGCGUGCCGACUGUUUAAUUGCAUUUUUGGCGACGCAUUUCCACUGCAUGGCUUAGAAAAAUGGCUGACAUCAUUCUUAAUGCUUUUCGGAUAUGUGUUCAUACGAUACCGUUUUAUUGGUAGUUUGGCCUGGGAAUUUGUUCUCGAAAAACGACGAUGGUCUGUCUUUGUGGAUCAGUAUCAUCAUAUGGUUCGAUACCUGAAAUUCCGUGGCGCUCCUGAAAACUUGAUAGAACAGGCAAAGCAAUAUAAAGAACAGCUAUGGCAGAUGAAGGAAGGAGUUCUGACGUCAGCGCAUUUACAGAAGUUGCCCUUUCCAUUCCAAAUGGAACUAAUUUUCGAUAUCAAUGUCGGCCAUUUCCACGAUUCUUUAUUAUUAAGAGAUAUCGACGAGGCAUUUAUGCGGCACAUUUCCUUGUUAAUGAGGCACGAAUUAUACUUAAGCGGUCAACACAUUUGGAAUCAAGGUGUGGUUAAGGCUGGAAUGAUUUGCGUGAAGCGGGGUGUUAUAGAAAUGCUUUCUGAUGAGGACGAUGAGAGCCCAAUGAUCGCUUUUAGGGAGGGAACUGUAUUGGGCGAGAUAAGCCUAUUCUAUUCAAUACCGUCAAAGGUUUCAGUGAAAGCUGCAACGUACGUUGAACUACAGGUAUUACGUCGUACUGAUUUUCUACGAGCAAUGACAGAAAACCCAGCCAUGCUGCAGCAAAUUCGCGAAAAGGUUGAUGAACGAUUGUAUAAAUCAAAAGAGACGCAGGAAGCAAUCGCCAAAUAUGAUCAAAUCGAUUCACGUAUGAUUCGCACUCGCUAUCGGCCAAUGAAAGUACUCAAAGACCAUUUAUCUGGCGUCGAAGAGGAAGAUCCUACAUUUAUUGACGAUUCCCAUAUGUACUAUAGAGACGAAAAUAACAUAAGGCACAGGAAAUUUACAACCGAUUAUCUGGAGCUCUAUAAAGUUACGUGUAAUGUGACCACUGUUGAUUCACCCCGGCUUUGUCUUAGAGCGAGUUUUCCGUGGAUACUGGAGCCUAAUACCGAUUUUACUCUAAUGUUCGACGUGGCGCAUUUCAUCAUGGUAUUGUACGUGUGCUUUAUGUCGCCCCACUUCGCCUUGGACUCGGUACAACACGAUUGGGAGAGGGUGCUGAGUACAGUCGUGAUUGCUGGAUUGUUGCUCAACAUUUAUAUACAGCUGACGACCGCUAUUGUGGAGAAAAACGUGAGGAAAGAAACCGUGAAGGAGAUAGCUGAGGAAAAAAUGGCCACUGUCGGGUUUUAUCUUGACGUAUUAUCGGUAUUUCCGAUAUAUAUUUUUACUGACACCCUCGAUCCGGGCGGAGAAACGAUAAUGAGUCAAUUAGCUGUUAUAUUCCCUGUUUUGCAAGUGUGGCACGUAUGGGACUAUAUGAAUCAAUGGGGAAAGAAGUUUAAUAGUAAUGCUAAGUUACUUUGCUUAGUGAAAUAUUUCUUAAUAUUUAUUAUAUUUUGUUACUGGUCUGGAUGUCUGUUGUAUUUGACAGCUUGCCCGAGGAAAUUGUGUAAUGAGAAGUCAUGGUUAUCCCAAUUAAUAUACUGGGAAACAAAAGUUUUCGUGACGAUCAACGCAAAACAUGAAAAGCCUAUGGUGACGUCACUUUCGUUUGGGACUGCAGUGUUCACUGGAAAUGGGAUGUCGGAUAUUGCCCCCGGAUUCGGAGAUGUGUUGUUGGUCGUUGUGCUGUUGGUGUUAGGGAUGUACUUAAGUUGUUUCUACGUCGCAAACGUGUGCAGUGUCUUCUUACUGGGGACCCAGCGGAAAUUGAAAUUUAAGGAUUCCAUGAGGGAACUAUUUUAUUUUCUCUCUGUGAAUCAUGUCAGCGGAAAAAUUAAAUCGAGAGUAAAAAAAUUUUUCUGUGUGCAGUGGUACUAUAAUAGUGCUGUAACUAGCCAAGAAAUAUUUAAAGAUAUGUCAAGCAAUAUACAACAAGAAAUUUCAGCCAUAGAGAUGAUGGAUACGUUGCUUUGUUGUCCUUUGUUUCAGGAUUGCAGUCGUGAUUUUUUACAAACUGUUGUUGCUAAUACUAGGACAAUUGUGUUACCGGAUAAUGAAAUAGUGCAACAUGCCGGUGAUAUUGGGAGAGAUAUGUAUAUAAUACAGAAGGGUUACUGUAACAAGCUCAAUAAUAUGGGAAAAGUUGUGGCUUCAGUUUAUCCGGGGGACUUCUUCGGAAGCACUGAAAUGUUAUAUGGACUUCCUAAAGUAUAUACCGUGCUGACAACGACAAAUUGCAUAUUACUGCAUUUGGAGUACACUGCCCUGGUACAAUGCUGGAGCACCUUCCCCGACAUCACUCACCCCAUUAUCGCGACUCUUGAAGACGAGGAGAUACGUCGACAGGCGUCGCAGUUUGAGGACGCUAAGCUCCUCGUCGGCAGAAUAGACGUCAAAACGAAUAGAAUAGCGCAAGAAAUAAAGGAAAGUUUCGUUAUAUUGAGUAGUCAGAGAGAAAAGCUACAGUACGUUGAAGCCUUUGAAAACUUGGGAAUUAUGAAAUAUAUUCGCUACAUAUUUCUGCCUGGUACUAUAACGCCUCAUGGAUUAUUUUUAAAAGGAUGGUGUACAUUGCGUUUUCUGUUCGCCAUUCAUUAUGCACUGAUAAUUCCGUAUAAUAUUGCUACAAAACAAAACAAAUUCGGCGGUGGUUAUAACUGGGCGGACAUAUUUCUUUACUUGGAUAUUGUUGUGAUGUCUUACGUGGCGUACUAUAAUGAAAAAUCCUUAUUAGUAACCCAUCCACUCCUCACUGUUUCUCGAUAUCUAAAGCAUGCCUUCAUAUUGGAUAUUUUGAGCGUAUUUCCGUUUGAAGAAUUGCUGAGGGUAAUAAACGACCACUCGGAUCUUGAUCUAUAUCGCAUAAAUAGAAUGUUAUUGGUGACCCGAAUAACGAGUACAUUUUCGUACUGGGAAAGUGAUAUAAUGCGUGUGAAUCAGGUCGUAGUUCUACUGAAGUUCCUACCUCUUGUGAUAACAAUAGUCAACUUCGCGACCUCCUUCGUCUUUAUGAAUUCGUGUGUGACGUACACGGACAGGAGAUCUUACAAUAUCCUAGUCAAUUGUUCCAAAGUGUUUCUGCUUUCACAAAAUGCUAAUAAUGAAAUAAGAUAUGCAAUCACAGAAUAUAUACGAAUAUUUUAUUGGGUGUUCGAAGUGUUUGUAGGAUGCGGUUGUACACCUGUAGUAGUCGCAAAUACAGUGGACGUUUGGCUCACUAUGGUGUUGCAAAUUACCGGAGUCCUUUACUUUGCCUUUAUGUUUGGAUACGUUGCUUCUACGAGAUCAGCUGCAGUUCACGGUUUACUUGAACAUAAUGAAAAUACGAGGGAUUUAGAGAACUUUUUGUAUCAAGAGAAUGUGGAUCCCAUACUCACUGUGAAAACUUUGAAGUAUUUCGAAUAUGUAUGGAAGAGGACGCACGGGAGCAAUCCGCAGGAAAUCUGUCGCGGUCUAAAUUCAGCGUUGAUGGAAGACACUCUAGUGUUUAUGUACGAGAGAGCGCUACGGGAGGUGCCGCUCUUCGGUAAAGUGGAACGUUCCUUUAUCAGAGUCAUUACGCAGCAUCUAAACGAAAUGUACUUCCUGAAGGGCGAUACCGUCGUGCAGUGCAAAGAUAUACAGACGAACAUUUAUAUCAUCUAUAGGGGCAAGGUUGACGUAUUAAGCUCAUAUAAUGAAAUGAUUACGUGUAUGGGAACCGGUGGCAUGUUUGGCAAUUUUACUGGACAACCCAUGUCUAGUUCCGAAGUGGCUAUUUACGCAAGUCGAAGUCUAGAUUUGCUUGUAAUACCUUCGCAGACAUUCUUCAACUUGGUAAAAUAUUAUCCCAAAAUACAAGCUCCUUUAGAAAAGGCGUUUGAAGUUUCUAAAGACUAUAUAUUACCGAUUUCAAUGGACAAUGAAGAUGAUGAAUCGUCUGAAGGUUCUGACUUCGACAAUCUCUCACAAGGAACAGGCUAUGAUUCCAGGAGCGGAUCUAGUCGUUUCGACUUUGGUACUAUAUCAGUACGUAGUUCUCAGUCUACGAGUAAUGUGAGUCAAGCCAAGUCCGCGGCAAGCGUGUUGACUUACCAGAGUUACAUGGACGUCAAUAAUUUGUUAAAACCAGGUUCUAGAUUGUUUCAGGGAUUUGGAUAUUUGACUAGUAUUAUGGCAACAUGUAACUAUAUUUUGACUCUAUACGAAGUAAUCACUUUAAAUGAUUGUAAUAUUAUAUUUUGGUUACAAUCUUUAUGCGAUGUAUUUUUCUAUUUGAAGAUUUAUUUAAGCAUGCAUCAGGGGUAUGUGAACAGACAUGGCGAGCUGGUAAUGAAUUCAGUUAAAUGCCGAAAGCGAUAUUACAAACAUAAAUUGUGGGUUUGGAGCGAUCUGCUCGCUAACUUGCCGCUCGAAUUGUUUGGCUUCUGUUUUCCGCAUCCAGUAUUUGCAAUGCAUUACUUCCGUAUCAACAAACUGUUUCGACUCAAAUACCUAGUGGAGUUCUAUCGCAAGACGUCAGCGGAACUAACAAACAAUCUCACUACUCUGCAGACUGCAAUGACGGUAUUCGUUGUAGCUCUGUUGAUUCACACUUUAACUUGUAUUUGGUUGCUGUCUCUUAUGGCCGUAUCGCCGAUCAGUAUCAUCCGAACACUCAAAAUGCAUCUACUUGAUGAAGACACUCCACAAAGGCGGUGGGAUUACACCACGUCCAUCUAUUUAGUAGUGUCCGAACUAACUUCAACUGGGGGCGAUGAGUUCGUAGUCGGUGAAGCGAUUUCUAUGAUCAUUUUAGCCAUUUGCCUUAUCUGUGGUAAAAUUUUGGCGGCAAUUGUCGUUGCGACGUCGAUACAAAUUGCAUACUCCACUAAGUAUGCCUUGAAUAACUAUGAGAUGGCGACUAGAGAAUUGAUUGAUUAUUUGAAGAAUCAAGGAUUGUCGAAAUACCAAAUAAAAAAGUUUUGGACAUAUGUACGCCAGCUUUGGGUCACGGAGCGCGGAAGACAGUUGCCAAUACUUUUAUCGAAAACACCGUAUGUAUUGCGGUGCGACUUAAUGUCAGCAAUGUUCGGUCAGCAUUUGCGGAAUUGUUAUGUAUUUGCUGACACCGGGGAACCCUUUCUUCGUCAGUUAACUGUUGCAUUGGACUAUAAAGUUUACUUUCCCGGUAAUUAUAUAGUAGUAGCUGGAGACAGUGAGGCUAGAAUGCACUGGGUGGCGAGCGGGACAGUGUCGGUGCUGUCAGUGAGAGCCGACUUCACGGAGACAACCCACGAGGUCCUGGUGCCAGGCGAUGUGUUUGGGAUCAUGCAGGGGCUGAAUAGGGGCAUAUGCCACUGUUUCUCUUAUAGAGCUGAUACAAGGGUGAGUUUUUUGACAUUGUCUUUGGAUUCUUGGAUCAACAUAUUACAGUAUUUUCCAGAAGCCAAGAGAAUAAUAACAGAACGAUCAGAAAUAUUGUUUACAAAAAUUUAA
Molecule: messenger RNA, 6285 nt
Organism: Zerene cesonia (dogface butterfly)
Lineage: Eukaryota; Metazoa; Arthropoda; Insecta; Lepidoptera; Pieridae
Exons: 46
Coding region: 1-6285 (2094 amino acids)
Molecular function (GO): protein-containing complex binding
Source: RefSeq, a predicted model, not a curated record